Messenger RNA from Coffea arabica (coffee), 2620 nucleotides. Its product is annotated as subtilisin-like protease SBT5.3. Gene Ontology annotation, molecular function: serine-type endopeptidase activity. Gene Ontology annotation, biological process: proteolysis. The record is from RefSeq and is a predicted model, not a curated record. NCBI's taxonomy places the organism in Eukaryota, Viridiplantae, Streptophyta, Magnoliopsida, Gentianales, Rubiaceae.
AGACUGGGGCUACAUAGGAAGUGCAAAGGAGAAAGAAGAGGAAGUAAAGGGGCGCCAAACAAAGGGAGCAACAUCAAAGGGAGGCACAAUGAGAGCUAGUGCUUCAACCAUUUACUUCAUCUCACUUCUUUUAUCAUUGCUUCUUAGUCCCACUUUUGCUAUCAAAAAGUCUUAUGUGGUGUACUUGGGAGCUCAUUCUCACAGACCAGAAGUCUCAUCCAUCGACUAUGAUAGAGUAACAGAUUACCAUUAUUCGUUUCUUGGGUCAUUUUUGGGGAGUAAAGAGAAGGCGCAAGAGGCAAUUUUCUACUCCUACACGAGACAUAUUAAUGGUUUUGCUGCAAUACUUGAUGAUGCAGAAGCUGCUGAGAUAUCUAAACAUCCAGAAGUUAUAUCAGUGUUCCUGAAUAAAGGAAAGAAAUUACACACCACCAGGUCGUGGGAAUUUCUGGGGCUUGAGCAUGAUGGCAAAAUUCAUCCCAGUUCACUAUGGAAGAGGGCAAGAUUUGGUGAAGGCACCAUUAUUGGCAAUCUUGACACUGGUGUAUGGCCAGAAUCAAAGAGCUUCAGUGAUGAUGGGUAUGGUCCGAUUCCAGUGAAGUGGAAAGGAACUUGUCAAAAUGGAGAAGAUGAAACAUUUCACUGCAAUAGGAAACUCAUUGGGGCAAGAUACUUCAACAAAGGAUAUGCUAGUGCUGUAGGAAAGCUCAAUUCCACUUUCAACUCACCACGAGAUGGAGAAGGCCAUGGAUCCCAUACCUUAUCAACAGCUGGUGGCAAUUUUGUAGUUGGAGCAAAUGUAUUUGGAUACGGAAAUGGAACAGCAAAAGGUGGAUCACCAAGAGCUCGAGUCGCAGCUUACAAGGUCUGCUGGCCUCCAGUGUCAAAUAAUGAGUGCUUUGAUGCAGAUAUUUUGGCUGGCAUUGAUAUGGCUAUCCACGAUGGUGUUGAUGUGAUUUCAGUAUCACUUGGAGGAGACCCUGUUCCCUAUUUCAAUGACAGCAUUGCAAUUGGCUCCUUUCAUGCUGUUAAGCAUGGUAUUGUAGUGAUCUGCUCAGCUGGCAAUUCUGGACCUACUCCUGCCUCUGUUUCCAAUGUUGCACCCUGGCAGAUCACAGUUGCCGCAAGCACCAUGGAUCGACACUUUCCGAGUUACGUUGUUCUUGGCAACAAUAUGCGCUUCAGUGGAGAAAGCCUUUCACAAGAAGCAUUGCCAGAUAAGAAGUUCUUUCCAAUUGUUGCUGCCAAAUCUGUUAAAGCUGCUUAUGCAUCAGAUAAAGACGCUGAGCUUUGUAAGGCUGGAACACUAGAUCAUAGUAAAGCAAAGGGGAAGAUCUUGGUCUGCCUGCGGGGAGAUAAUGCAAGGGUUGACAAGGGCCAGCAGGCUGCUGCAGUUGGUGCCGUGGGAAUGGUUCUCACCAAUGAUAAACUUUCUGGGAAUGAAAUUAUUGCCGAUCCUCAUGUUCUUCCUGCAUCACAUAUCAAUUACACUGAUGGACUUGCUGUAUUCUCUUACAUCUAUUCUUCAAGAUCUCCAAAGGCUUACAUUACACAUCCAACAACUGAAUUAGGCACGAAGCCUGCCCCAUUUAUGGCAGCAUUUUCAUCCAAGGGACCUAACACUCUUACGCCAGAGCUUCUCAAGCCUGAUAUCACGGCACCAGGAGUCAGUGUGAUUGCUGCUUUCACCGAAGCACAAGGGCCAACAAGUGAAGGUUUUGAUAAGCGUCGAGUUCUCUUUAAUUCAGAGUCAGGCACCUCAAUGUCAUGUCCUCAUGUUUCUGGCAUUGUUGGCCUCCUAAAAACUCUUCAUCCAGAUUGGAGUCCUGCCGCAAUCCAGUCUGCAAUCACGACAAGUGCAAGAUCAAGGGAUAAUGCUUUUGAGCCAAUAAUAAAUGCAUCUUAUGUCAAGGCUUCACCAUUCAGCUAUGGAGCAGGACAUAUUUGGCCAAACCGUGCAGCGGAUCCUGGACUGGUUUAUGAUCGAACAGCCAAUGAUUACCUGACUUUUCUAUGUUCACUAGGCUACAACGAAAGCCAGAUUGCAUUGUUCACCCAAGCCCCCAAGAAAUGCCCCAAGCCAAUUAGUCUACUAGAUUUGAAUUACCCCUCAAUCACAGUUCCAAAACUUCGUGGUUCAAUCACAGUGACUAGAACUCUGAAGAAUGUAGGUGCUCCGGCAACUUACACUGCCAAAAUUGUCAGCCCUCCUGGAGUUUCGGUCGAUAUUCAACCAAAAUCACUUACAUUUGCAAGAAUUGGUGAAGAGAAAAGCUUCAAACUUACCCUGCAGUUAAAGAAACCAGGUGCAGCCAGAGAUUAUGUGUUUGGGAGGUUGGCAUGGUCUGAUGGGAAACACUUUGUAAGAAGUCCCAUAGUAGUUAAGGCAUCAUACUAAAGAUUUUCUCAAAUUCUUAAGAUACUCUUAUUCAUUUAGCCUACAUUUGAUUGAUCCGCCACUUUCGAACAGUUUUUUUCUUUAAAAUCAAAGAGAGAUAGAAUUAGAUGAUCGUUUCUGACCCUUGAUUUUUUUGCUAUUUCUUGCUUGAGGCAUAUGUGUAAGGACUUUGAUUUCAUUCAAUUGUUAAUAAUGUCAUGGUGAUUUGCAAUUUUACGAGGA